Paramormyrops kingsleyae is the source of this 2302-nucleotide messenger RNA. RefSeq names its product KIAA1191 ortholog. The record is from RefSeq and is a predicted model, not a curated record. Gene Ontology annotation, cellular component: cytoplasm. NCBI's taxonomy places the organism in Eukaryota, Metazoa, Chordata, Actinopteri, Osteoglossiformes, Mormyridae.
ACCCCGCCCGUGUCGAAACUGGAAGUCAUGGCUGAUGAUCGGUGUGGCUCUUCCGAAAGCAUCCGGAAUUAUACUGCUGGUAUACCGUUACUGCUUGCCCGGCUGGCGAUGCCGCGCUGUUAGCCAGCCAAUGCGGAAGGGACGGCGUUCGUGCCACGUUUAGCUGAGUCUCGCACCUGUCCACCUCCGGUUCUCGCACCAUGUUCUGCCGCUGUCAGCAGGCCCUGCGGUGGAUGAAUCGACACUCUGAAUACAGCCUGCAGUUAUAACCUCUGCCUGCUUCUCCAGCGAGGCGGAGUUCCGAUCUGUCAGCCGACCGGGUCGACUUAUCGUGCUGCUCACAGCCUGCGAUAAUUUGGGCUGCUUCUCGUGACAAUGGUCUCCAGAUCGGGUGAGAUGCAAGCGCUCGAGUCGGACGCACCAGAGGGCUUGCUGGGGGGCAUGUCGCUGCCGCUGGGAAUGACCCGCCGGGGCCUGAGCUACGACGACGCCUUGGAAGCCCCCAUGUCGCCCCCACCGCCUGACAUCAACGUCAACAUCCUGUGGAAGCGGCCCGUCAUUCCAGAGAGGAAGUUCCAGCGUUUGGCAGAGGAAGACGAACCUGGAGGGUCCCUCACUCAGGGCUCCUGCUCGGACUCUGUCGCCUCUGGCGUCGCCUCCCAGCCUCCGGUGGUCAAGGCCAAAGCGUCCUCCAUCAUCAUGAACUCCCUCAUGACCAAGCAAACCCAGGAGAGCAUGCAGAGGUUCGAGAUGCAGGCCGGCCUCACGGACGCCGGGUACACACCCCACAAGGGGCUGGCGGCCGAGGAGGCCCGAUACCUCCGCAUGGCGGAGAGUCUACAUAAGCUGAAGAUUCAGGAGUCCAAGGAGGAGAGGCAGACGAGCUCUGCGCAGUCCACGCCGAACACCAGCCCACAGUCGUCCCCCAAGCCAAAGCGCAGGGGCUGGUUCAGCCAGGGUUCCAUUCCGCCAGAAUUUGUCAGCACUAAUUCCACCACCGUAGGUGGCAGCGGCAGCGAGGGAGGAGCCGUCGACCGAUGGAGUGUCUUCGGGCCGCGGCCUGCGGUCCACAAGUCCACCACUGACCCAGGUGGCUUUGCGCUCCAGGCUUACCGAGGAGCCCAGAAGCCCACAGCCAUGGAGGUGAUGAAGGCCCAGGCCACCCGCCUGGUCGAGGACCCCGCCAACCUGCAGCCCCCCAAGCUGGACAUCCCCGGCACGGAGGCCAGGAGGCAGCCCCCCCGCUCGCAUAACCUCAAGCCGCGCGACUUGAACGUGCUCACGCCCUCCGGCUUCUGAGCAUUCCGCGCCCCUCCGCCGCCGGUUAGCGUAGCGUCGCGUCGCCAUAGCGCCUGACAUGUCUGAUUCGUGCUCACGAAAUAAAGGCUGAUCCCAGUCGUCCCAGACAUCCUGUCUCUCUUGCGCCCCCAGCUGGAUCGAACCCUGAAAUACACCCAAAAUGUAAAUAAAGCUGUAUUCCCUCAACCAGAAUUUAUGGCACUAUAAUAGAAAAAAUGGACCGGCACCCCAUCCUUGGUUAUUCCCCGCCUUGCGGCCAUAGCUUCUGGGAUAGGCUCGGGACCCCCGUGAUCCAGCGUAGGACAAGGAGGUAUAGAAAAUGGAUGGAUAGAUGGGUGAUGGAUGAAAUAAAGGUUAAAAAUUAGAGAUGCAUAUAUGGGCUACUUUUCUCAGUUGUCCUGUUUUUUUUUUUUUUGUCCCUUAAUGGAGUUUUCUGUUAAUUACUAAUUUGUUUGAUGAUGAAAAUACAUAUCAAAAUCUGCCUAAUGUUUGGCUGUUCUCCCGCACUCGUAGUUGUGCUCAAGAGACAAUACCAAAGUAGCUCUGUGAUUUAAGAAGAAUAUCCCUUGCUGUGUAGUCCUGUUAUUUCAAUAACCAGAGAUCUGAUUUCUGUCAUCAGUGUAAUCAGUCCUUUGUCAUGGCUGUACAUUGUUCCAUAUUGUGUGUAUGAAUAUGUGUACCUUGCAUCAAACUUCUAGUAAAUUCAUUUUUUAUAUAUGUAUGUAAAUAUUUAUUAUUAGCUGUGACACAGCCAAACAUAACGUGUUAAAUUUCUUUUUUUUUUUUUAUGAAUUCUGAUGUAUCAGGUUUUCUGUAUUAACAAAGAUACAGCGUGCACUGUUACAGAAGUUUGGUUUUCAUUUUUAAACUUAUUCUAACAUGCUAUCAGGCUAUAAUCAAAGGAUGAAAAGGCAUUUUUAUAUUUGUGCUGUUCAACUGUAAGGAAACAUUGCUGUCUGGAAUUUGCUGUCAGGUCAACAAAUAAAUCACAGAAAUCUCUGUA